This is a messenger RNA of Magnusiomyces paraingens, 1908 nucleotides long. RefSeq lists its product as uncharacterized. Gene Ontology annotation, molecular function: SUMO activating enzyme activity. The record is from RefSeq and is a predicted model, not a curated record. The transcript is spliced from 3 exons. Gene Ontology annotation, biological process: protein sumoylation. Gene Ontology annotation, cellular component: cytoplasm; SUMO activating enzyme complex. The coding region runs from base 1 to 1908 and encodes 635 amino acids. Lineage: Eukaryota; Fungi; Ascomycota; Dipodascomycetes; Dipodascales; Dipodascaceae.
AUGCCUGACCGUUCAGAUUACGCAAUUCAAACACUAGGAAAUGAUACAUACUCAAAGCUCAAACAGUCUAGAGUUCUCAUGGUUGGUGCCGGUGGCAUUGGCUGUGAACUACUUAAGAAUCUGGUUCUGCUAGGUUUGGGUGAAAUCCAUGUUGUCGACUUAGACACUGUUGAUUUAAGCAACUUAAACCGCCAGUUUCUCUUUUCUCGAGAGCACAUCAAACAGCCCAAGGCAGUUGUGGCUGCUCAAACUGCUUCCAAAUUCAACCCUUCAGUCAAGAUUGUUCCUCAUUUUUCAGAUAUUAAAAACACUACACUUUUCCCCUUGAACUGGUUCCGUUCUUUUGACGUUGUUUACAACGCCCUUGAUAAUAAAGAUGCACGAACCUAUGUUAACCGAAUGUGUCUAGUUACCAACACGCCACUUAUUGAGAGUGGAACUGCAGGAUACCUUGGCCAAACUCAGGUCAUCAUCAAUGGUAAGACAGAGUGCUACGAUUGCAGACCUAAACCCACACCUAAGUCUUUUGCUGUAUGCACUAUUCGUUCUACUCCUUCACAACCAGUUCAUACUGUUGUUUGGGCCAAGAACUUCCUAUACGCUCAACUGUUUGACGUUUCUGAUGAGGAUCAUAGCGACGUUAUUGAUGAGACCACCAAUGAAGAGAAUGCUGAGGAAGUUGCGAAUUUGAACAAGGAAGCAAACGAGCUUAAGGAAUUGCAUGCUGGCCUUUUAGAAGAUGAUUUUGCUAAAAAGGUUUUUGAAAAGGUUUUCACGACUGAUAUUGAAAGAUUGGUAUCAAUCGAUAGCAUGUGGAAAAUGCGAAAACCACCGACUCCUUUGUUUUACGAUAAGCUUUUUGAAGAAAUUACCAAGGAAGAAAAAGAUAUUAAAUCAUUGGCCGAAAAGGCUCUUAAAGCAGACCAAAAUAAUUGGACAAUUGCCGAAGCGUUUGCAGUAUACAAGGAUGCUACAGACCGCCUCCAAAAACGUAUCAAGGAUAAUGAUGGCAAGCCCAUUUCCUUUGAUAAGGAUGAUGAAGAUACUCUCGACUUUGUUGUUGCUACUGCCCAGCUUCGUUCCUAUAUUUUCCACAUUCAAACCAAAUCAAAGUUUGCAUUCAAGCAGAUUGCUGGAAACAUUAUUCCCGCUAUUGCAACAACCAACGCAGUCAUUGCAGGGCUAUCAGUGUUACAGUCUAUUAAAAUUAUUUCUGCUUUGGAUUACUCUGACCGUAGCCACAAGUCCCUUGAUGUUAUUACAGACAAAGUCCUGAAUGGUGUUUCAACAGUCUUCUUAUCUGCAGAACCAACGGCCGUUUUCUCUCUUGAACGCACAACUAGCCCUGAACCUGAAUGCAUUGCAUGCAGUGUUUCCCGUGCAAUUAUUUCUAUUGAUCUCAAUAAGACUGUUUUGCGUGAUAUUGUUGAAACAUUGCUUGACAAAAACUGGAGUUAUUCGCCUGAAGUUUCGAUGGUCACUUCUGAUUUGAUUUAUGACCCUGAUUUUGAUGACAAUUUGGAUCGUACACUUGCUGAUCUCGGAGUGAAACCCAGUGGCUCUAUCACUGUUAUGGAUGAAGCUGACGAACAUGAUGACGAAGAAGGGUCUCGCGCAAACGUGGAGUUGUAUUUUUUGCAAGCUGAUGAUGUGGAUUCUCAGGAGAUUCUUAAAGGCUUCCCCAAGAUUACUUUUCACAAAAAGGUUGUUGAGAAGGAAAAAACUACUGAAGAGCAAGUUGCUGGGACAAAGCGAAAGCUUGAAGAUGAUGAUAGUGGUAAUGUGGCCAAGAAAAUUAAAUCUGUGAACCAAAAAGACGAUGGAGUUAUUGAAAUAGAUUUGAGCGAUGACGAUAACGAUGGAAUUAUUGAAAUCGAGGACGACGAAGUUGUUGUUCUUGACGAUUAA